AUAUUAUUUGGGGACAAAAUCCCUUCUUUUACCCUCGGCGUAUUAUGUAGAUUGUAGUGUUUUCUUCCCUUAAGUAUCUCUCUCCCUCUCGGCGAUCUCCCCAAAGCCCCGCGCUGCAUCGUUCCCUCCGCCUCCGGCGACGGCUGCUGCACCGAACACCGGUUGGUCGUGGUGGCCUCUACCAGUGAACGGCGGGUUAGGGUUUUCCUUCCCGAUCCUUGAUUAUUCCUUUGCAAUCGUCUUCUUCUCCUUCUAUCUGUCUUCCUUCGCUGACGUUGCUCUGCAGUGUCCUACAUCCUCGUUUUCAUCAACCAAAGAGCAUCGUUUCCUCCUAUUUCUUACCUUUUUCUUGGUACCAAUGGCCCAAAUCGCGCGUGUUUCUAUCCAUUGCGUCCUAUAGUUAACUGGUUUGCGCAAGCUGAAGCCUGUGAGAUUUUCAGUGACGCUAAAGUUGAACAAUGGCCCGCGGACAAUCUCAAAAAGACGAAGACACUAGCAGCUCGAGCAGCAGGGGUGCUGCUGGCAAGAAAAAGGAAGACAUUAGGAAUGCUAGCCCUAGAAGCAAGGUUUUGGGUGGGAGAGCGAAGGACAGCAGGACUACGGCGACCACGAGUUCUGCAGAAACGGAGUCUUUCACUUUGAUAAGGUCUUCUAUGGAGACACCCACGAAGAAAGUGAGCAUGUCGUCCCAAUUAGAACAGCUUGAGAAGCAAAACAUGUCGACCCCUUUAAAGAAAAGGAGAUCAGAAAGUCAAGUCCAGAAAGGCCCUCAAAACCCGCUAAGAAGGUCAGAUAGAAUCGAGAAGUUCUAUGCCUCAAGUUUGGGUGGGAAAGCGAAGGACAGCAGGAGUAUGGCUGCCUCGAGCUCUGCAGAAACGGAGUCUUACAUUUUGAGAAGGUCUUCUAUGGAGACACCCACGAAGAAAGUGAGCAUGUCGUCCAAAUCAGAACAGCUUGAGAAGCAAAACAUGUCAGCCCCUUUGCAGAAAAGGAGAUCAGAAAGCAAAGUCCAUAAAGGGCCUCAAAACCCACUAAGAAGGUCAGAUAGAAUCGAGAAGUUAUGUGCGUCAAGUCCCUUGGAGAAGGAGAAGAAAGCGAAUGAUGUGAAGAAUGGCAAAAGGAAAUCAAUUCUUGGCACCACAGAGGAGACCAAGACUAACAAGCUUGAUAGUGGCAGUACCCUAUCGGCUAAAAAGACAAAGAGAAUGGAUGCCCGAACCUAUAGAGCUUUAUUUACACCAGUGGUAAAGAAAGCUAAAAUUUCAGAAACAUUGCAUUACUGUGAUUCAAGGGCUGCUGAUUCUGCAGCAGCGCUAGAGGGUGGAGAUGAGUGCACUCGAAGAAAGUUUGAUGAGCCUGGGGAGAGUUUUGAGCAGCGCACGAAGUGUUCCGAACUUCGAAGGGUGCAAGACAUGCAAGCUAAGGAACUAUGCUCAUGUAUUGCGAAAAGGAGCCAUGAUUCAUCCUUCGCUUUUUCUGAGGAAGCUCAUGAUAAAAUUGCUUCGGAUAAACAUGAGAAUGCUGCUAGUUGUUUGGAAGAGUAUAAAGGAAAUUCUGUAUCAGAAGCUAAAAGCCAACUAGCUGGAGCAGAAAAGCCCAAUUGUUCUGUAGCUUCAGCCUGUACAAUUAGUGUAAAGAUGUCUAUGGAAGAGAAUAAGGCGAGAUCAGUGGACUGUGAUUUCAUGGAUAUAUCAAAGCAACUUGUUGGCUCAAAUAUUUUGGAGUCCUUCGUUGAAAUUCAAAAGGAUGGUGGUCCCACUACAUGUGUUGUCUGCAGACGCCCAGAAACAGAUUUGUCCUGUGAUGGAAAGGGUUGCAACAGAAGCUACCAUCUUUCUUGUCUUGAUCCACCCCUGCAAGAUACUCCUCCUGGUGUUUGGUUGUGCAUUUUUUGCAUAAAAAGGAAAAUAGAGUUUGGUGUAUACUCCGUGUCUGAAGGAAUUGACUCCAUUUGGAAUAUUAAAGAGGGAUUGCAGAUUGGCAAGCAUUACCUUGUCAAGUAUAAGGGUCUUGCUCAUGUCCAUAAUCAGUGGAUUUCAGAAAUCCAGAUGCUUCAAGAAGCUCCUACAGUUUUGUCUAAAUUCAGUAUGAAAUAUCAGAUAGAGAGGGCUAUAAGAUGGAAGCAGGAGUGGACUGAGCCUCAUCGUCUAUUGCAGAAAAGAUUGCUGAUGCCUCAAAAACUGGCUGAUGAGUUCUUCAGUAGGCUUGGUAAUAACUUUCAAAAAUGCUAUUAUGAGUGGCUUGUGAAAUGGAAGGGUCUUGGUUACGAGGAUGCUACGUGGGAGUUUGAGACUUCACCAUUUUUGUGUACAUGUGAGGCUAUGGCACUCAUGAAAGAUUAUGAAGCUCGUAUCGAAGCAAAGGCAGCAUUUGUUUCUUCCAAUGCUGACAAGGCUCUAGAGUUCAGGAGUAAUCGUUAUAUUAAAUUGACAAGGUUCCCUGAUGGUUUUCCUCCUGGACUCGAUAAUGAUCAUCUGAUUUCUAUCAACAGGCUUCGUGAGUUUUGGCAUAGGAACCAGAAUACUGUUUUCUUGGAUGAUCAGGAGCGAGUUAUUAAAUCCAUCUUAUUCAUAUUGUCCUUGCUAUCUUAUGCAUGUCGACCUUUUCUCAUCAUCUCACCUUCUACUUCUCUUCCAUUAUGGGAGGCUGAAUUUAAUCGCUUGGCACCUUCCAUUAAUCUUGUUGUCUAUAAUGCAAGCAAGGAUGUCCGGAAGAUGAUUCGAACUCUAGAGUUUCAUCAGGAAUGUGGUCCCAUAAUGUUUCAAGUGCUUUUGUCAUGUCCUGAUGCUAUUGUUGAGGAUUUUGGAACACUAGAAUGCAUUGCCUGGGAAGCUCUCUUUGUUGAUCAGUGCCAAAAUUCGAUACAUUUGGAACUGUUUAAGCGUCUCUCAACUGAUUUCAGGCUACUUCUUUUAAGUGGUCAGUUGAAGGAUAACAUUGCUGAAUACCUCAACCUGCUCUCAUUCCUUGAUUCAGGGAUUGAUGGAAAUUCAGCAUGCACUGUGGAAUCUGAUGCCAUUGGUGCUGCUGGUACACUUGCUUUAUUGAAAGAGAAACUGUCACAUUAUGUUGCAUAUGACCGUAAACCAGAUUCCUCGAAGUUUUUGGAGUACUGGGUUCCUGUUUGCCUUUCCAAUGUGCAGCUUGAACAAUAUUGUGCGACUCUGAUUUCAAACUCCAUACUUCUUCGUUCAUGUUCAAAUUUUGAUCUUGUUGGAGUUCUUGGUGACAUUCUUAUAUCAGCCAGAAAGUGCUGUGACCAUCCUUACCUUGUUGAUGAACAUUUGCCAAGCUCACUUACCAGAGGUCUCCCAGUGACUGAAUAUUUAGAUAUUUUAGUAAAUGCAAGUGGCAAGCUGCUUGUACUUGACAAGAUUCUCCAGACGAUUCGGAAUCAAGGAUUGCGAGUUCUGAUUUUUUUUCAGUCAUUUGGCAGAGCUGGAAAGUUCUCAAUUGGUGAUAUUUUGGAUGACUUUCUUCAUCAGAGAUUUGGUGCUGAUUCGUAUGAGCAUGUUAAACGUGGAAUAGCCAUGUCAAGAAGACUAGCUGCAUUGAAAAUUUUCAAUGAUAAGGCAACAGGAAGAUUUGUCUUUUUAAUUGAAAAUCAUGCAUGCUUACCAAGCAUCAAACUUUCAUCUGUUGAUGCUAUUAUUAUUUAUAAUAGUGAUUGGAAUCCAUUGAAUGACCUACGGGCACUUCAGAGGAUAACUGUAAAAUCACAGCACAAUUCUCUGCUUGUCUUCCGUCUAUAUUCAUCCUUUACACUGGAGGAAAGACUUCUAAUGUUUGCAAAGGAGAACAUGAAACUUGACAGUGAUAUAGAAAACAUAAACCCCAGUGUCUGUCAUUCUUUGCUUGGUUGGGGUGCUUCGAAUCUCUUUCAUCAACUAGAAGAGUUUCAUCAAACUGAUUGCUCAGAGAAUCAGUCUCAAUGUUCCUAUGAUAAAAUGAUUCUUAAUGAUAUGCUGGAAAUAUUAACUAAGUUUCCAUGUGUUCCUACCAAAUAUUCGAUUGUGAUAAAGGCCCAGCAGAGUGGAGCUUCUUAUUCAAGAAAAAUUAUUUUGGCUGGUGAGGAAGGAGGAUCCUGGUUGGACAAAGAUCCACAUAGUUUCUGGUCAAAUUUACUGGAAGGAAGGUGUCCGCAAUGGCGAUAUAUUUCUGAGCCAUCUCAUAGUCAUAGGAGAUGUGGAAAGGUUCGGAAUUGGGACGAAUCUACAUUGUCAUCUGAACCAGAAAAUGAUGUAGGAAAAAAAAAGCUGAAGAAGGCAGUUAGCAGUAAUACUGUUGAUCCAAUCUCUCUCAAAAGUUGGUUCCAAGGAAAAAGAGAAGCUGAAGGCAAUAAUAAGUUGUUGUCUGGAAAUCCAGAUGGAUCUUCUCAUAUUUCCAUUACUAAAGGAGCUUUUGUUCCAUUCCAGUUGGAGACUGAGGCACAAUUUAAUAGUCAAGGAAAUGCUGUAUCACAAGUGUCUUUAAUGUCUGAAGGUACUAAAGAUAUAAACAGGCGUCAUGAGAUUGACUGGGAAGGGAGAGAAAGCUUACGGACUGCACAGAGGAAUCUUCAUCUUAUAUUGAAGCCAGAGUUAUCAAAACUAUGUGAGAUAUUAAAACUUCCGGUGAAUGUCAGUGAUGUGGCUCAAGUGUUUCUCGACUACAUAAUGAAUAAUCAUCAUGUUAGUCCCGAACCAGAAAUGAUAUUGCAGGCCUUCAAGAUAUCACUGUGUUGGCGAGCUGCUUCUUUCUUAAAUCAGAAGAUUGAUCACAGAGAAUCACUCACACUUGCAAAGAAGUACUUGAACUACACAUGCAAUGAAGAGCAGGCUUCUAAUGUUUAUUCUAAAUUGCGAAGGCUAAAGAAGAUUUUUUUAGGUCAAAAUAACAUUUUCAUGAGGAAAAAUGAGCCCAAUACAUCAGAACCAGGGCGGUCAGUAUCUGGUAUAGAUCUUACUGGAGAACCUUCUUGUGAGACAACUCCAAAUUCCGCAGAAUCUAAUCUUCAUGAUAUUGAGAAAGGUGAACUUCAAGAGAGUUCCCAAAGUCAUUGUGCUUUUGAACAACCAAUGUUUCUGGGGCAGGUUCCUGUUCUUGGAACUCCUGCAAAUCUGCACGAGGACCUUGGGUCUCUGAAGGACAAACUUCUAAAGAAACGAAUUGAUUUGAUUAACAAAGUUUGUUCAAGAAGGGAAGAAGAUCUCUCUCUCAGGCAACAGCAAGAAAUUACAGACUUUAAUAUGCACAAGGAAAAGUUGGAAUUGAAUCUGAAGAAGGCACAUGAGAAAGACUUAGAACUUAUUAAUGAUUUGGUUAUGGAUUCAGCUGAUAAAAAUGACAAGAUUAGAUUGCUUAAAGAAGAGUUUAUGAAAAAAAUGACUGGACUUGAGAAGCAAAUGGAUUGCCAGUAUAAAAAACUUAAAGACAUGCAGUUAUUUGCAAGGGACAAAGAGCAACAGAUAAAGAAUCAUUGGAUAGAAGAAGCUAAGACUGGCAAACUAAUAGAGUCUUUUGAUAGCAUUCCUUUGUCUGAUUCUGGAUUCAGGUUGGAGGAACUCAAAUUAGCGAACCAGGAUGAAGCUCAUGAUGGUUUGCGAAACAGAAUAUAUGACUCCAGGGAAUCUGGGCCUUUUCAAAAUAAGCAAACUGGUGAGCUGAUCACUGUGGCUGACUUGGUAACAAGUGGGUUGAAUUCGAAAACCUCUGAAGGGCCGACAGUUUUUCCUCCUGAAGGAUCUGGAUGCCUGCCAAAUCAAAUCGAUUCGUUGGUUUCUCAGUCCAAUGUCAUGUAUGUAACUGAAACUGAAUCUGAACCAAGAGAGACACCUUUGGAAGUUCCAUCAACUCUUCCACCUUCAAAGACAGUUGACUUGACCAUAGGAACUGAAUCUGAGUCUCUUCCUUCUGAGGCACCUGUCAUGAACUCAGUGAUCAUUGAGGCUGAAUCUCUUCCUUCUGAAUCCAGGGAAUCUGGGCCUCUUCAAAAUAAGCAAACUGGUGAGCUAAUCACUGUGGCUGACUUGGUAACAAGUGGUUUGAAUUCUAAAACCUCUGAUGGGCUUACAGUUUUUCCUCCUGAAGGAUCUGGAUGCCUGCCCAAUCAAAUUGAUUCAUUGGUUUCUCAGUCCAAUGUUAUGUAUGUAACUGAAACUGAAUCUGAACCAAGAGAGACACCUUUGGAAGUUCCAUCAACUCUACCACCGUCAAAGAUUGUUGACUUGACCAUAGGAACUGAAUAUCUUCCUUCUGAGGCACCUGUCAUGAACUCAGUGAUUACCGAGGCUGAAUCUCUUCCUUCUGACUCCAGGGAAUCUGGGCCUCUUCAAAAUAAGCAAACUGGUGAGCUAAUCACUGUGGCUGACUUGGUAACAAGUUGUUUGAAUUCUAAAACCUCUGAAGGGCCGACAGUUUUUCCUCCUGAACGAUCUGGAUGCCUGCCCAAUCAAAUCAAUUCAUUGGUUUCUCAGUCGAAUGUUAUGUAUGUAACUGAAACGGAAUUUGAACCAAGAGUGACACCUUUGGAAGUUCCAUCAACUCUUCCACCUUCAAAGACAGUUGACUUGACCAUAGGAACUGAAUCUCUUCCUUCUGAGGCACUUGUCAUGAACCCAGUGAUCAUUGAGGCUGAUGACAUACCUAUCAACUCUAGCACACCAGCAACUGUUGAAACUGAGAAGCAGAGAGGUGCAGAAAAUUCUGAUAUUUUAUGCUCGAGUUUUUGUCCAUUGGGAAGCAUUGAAGAAGGUAGAAGUAUGAAUGACGGUGAGGAUGCAAGCUUCAAUACUGCCCUCUUGCAAAAUCAGGCAGACUGUCAUACUGGUUUUCAGAAUGAUGGUUCACCAUGUCAGGCACCACAUUUUAGUCGGCAUGAGAGGCUUGAAAACUCUGCUGGUUUAGAGGUCCAAGGCAGUGGCUCUCUCCAAGAAACUCCAAAUUUGGCUGAUUUUGGCACCGUUGAUCUUACCAAUCAUAACAUGACUGUCUCAAAUUCUUCUCACGAUCCAUUGCCUGUAUGUACCGUCGUGCCCUUGGUAUCACACGUUCAAGAAAGCAUAGCUGCAUCUGGAACUGAAGAAGAGCUUUCUGAUCAGAUACAGCAUUUAUCCCAUCAAAAUGAUAUGCCAAUGCAGGAACCAAUUGUAUUGUCAUCUGAACUGGUUGGGCAGGCUAAUCCUCAUCCUCUUGUAUCCCAGUUUGUUGAUCAUUCAUUUUUACCAAAUUCAGAUACAAGAUCACAAAGAAGCAUCAUUGAAGAGCCAAGAAGCACUUCUCAGCCAGAAUCAGUUCACUACCCUCUCUUUCCACUUGCACAGUUGAUGCCAACGCAAGGGCUUCAACCUGAACCAUUGAAAAAUGAACUGACUAGCAUACGGAUGCAUCAGGAUAAAAUUACUAAGAUGCAUGAUGAUAGGAAAUUGCGUCUUAAAUAUGAGUGUGAUCAAGAGUUGGAGAAGGUCAGGAGAAAGUAUGAUAUGUUACUUCAAGAUGCAGAGUCAGAGUUUCUUUGUAGCAAGGAGGUUCUUGAGACCAUUUACAACAAAGUUUCCAUGAAUCAGGUUUUAGCUGAAGAAUUUAGAGCCAAAUUUAUUGAAAAUAAGGGAGGAACUUCAUCUUCUAGAGGUCACCAAACAUUGCAGCAGUUACUUCAGUCAUCCCAACCUCAGUUUAUCCAGAGAUCUGUGUCAGCAUCAACUUCCACGCCUAUGCCACUCCCAGCUACCCCACCACCAGCUGCAGCCCCAUCCUCGCUCGCAUCAGUCAGACUCCAAACUCCAAUGAUCCCUUCUAGUCAGACCCCAGGAUCGCUUGCAUCAGUCAGACUCCAAACUCCACUGAUCCCUUAUGGUCAGGCCCCAAGCUCGCUUGCAUCAGUCAGACUCCAAGCUCCACCGAUCCCUUAUGGUCAGGUCCCAAGCUCGCUUGCGUCAGUCAGACUCCAAGCUCCACCGAUCCCUUAUGGUCAGGUCCCAGGCUCGCUUGCGUCAGUCAGACUCCAAGCUCCACUGAUCCCUUCUGGUCAGGCAGCCCGCUGGACAUCUUCAGUCUACCCAAGUAAUUCAGCUAGAGCUCACUUAUGCCCAAUGGUUCCCCCACAGCCAAACCUUCAAAUCAGAAGUGAAACCCGUGCGCCUGCUCCACAUCUCCAACGAUUUAGAGCUAACACAUCCAUGACCAGUCAUCAGCAGCCCCAUGCCGAUGUACUUUCGGCCACCAUGGGACAAGUUGCGCCUAUGCCUACUGCACAGCCAUGCACGGAUCCCCAUUUUGGACAGUCACACAUUUCCAACACUGUAUCAGUUUGUCAGGAUGCCUCCCCAUUUUAUUCUGAGUUGCCCAUGGGUGUUGGGAACUCCAUAGGAGGUGUUAACCGGUCUAUCUCUCAGUUUACUGAUUUGGUUUCAUCAUUUGAUAGUUGGCUUGCAACCAAACCUACAUCGACAGCUCCUGCAUUCUCUCAGCCUUGUGUUGAGCCAUGUGGUGUUGUCGAUGUGCCCCCUUCUAACUCGGAUGUAGUUUGCAUAUCAGAUGAUGAUUGAUCAUUUUGUAGAUGAGCAUAUUUUAGUUUGUCACUGUAACUAACACAACCUCAGAUAUGUUGGGCCUGAAGCGAAGACAUGAGCCUGAAGUGAUAUCUUACAGGUAGCAACCUUGCUGUGAGGGGUUGCUGCUGGUAAAUAUUUUACCUCAGCCUCUUUUAUUGUAUUCCAUCAUAGAAUUGGAGAACACGAUCAAUUUUUUGUCGUGGCUCCGUCUAAUCCCGGAGUCAGCUGACCAUUCUGGUCAGAAUGUUUGUAGUCCCUAAACAGCAAUGCUAAGAUAUUUAUUUUUUUAUAUAUAUUUUCUUGUACAAGUUUAUACAAACUUUUGUAGUCAGCCUCCAUUGUGGAGCUUUUGUGAAUUCAGACAAAACUUGGUGCAUGCUAAUUGUUAACAAUUUAGCUUAAGAAAAUGUUAAUAUUA
Messenger RNA from Musa acuminata AAA Group (dessert banana), 8949 nucleotides. RefSeq lists its product as uncharacterized. The coding region runs from base 459 to 8525 and encodes 2688 amino acids. The transcript is spliced from 21 exons. Gene Ontology annotation, molecular function: ATP-dependent chromatin remodeler activity; ATP binding. NCBI's taxonomy places the organism in Eukaryota, Viridiplantae, Streptophyta, Magnoliopsida, Zingiberales, Musaceae. Gene Ontology annotation, biological process: heterochromatin formation. The record is from RefSeq and is a predicted model, not a curated record.